This is a messenger RNA of Bradysia coprophila, 1892 nucleotides long. RefSeq names its product caspase Dronc-like. NCBI's taxonomy places the organism in Eukaryota, Metazoa, Arthropoda, Insecta, Diptera, Sciaridae. The record is from RefSeq and is a predicted model, not a curated record. Gene Ontology annotation, molecular function: cysteine-type endopeptidase activity. Gene Ontology annotation, biological process: proteolysis.
CGCGGUCAUCGCGCCUCUCUUGGAAUUUGUUUUUCUCAACCUGAUUGCAGGCUGCAGCUGUUCAGUAUUGUUCAUUUGCCGACUCAUUUGUGCAGUGUUAUUUUGACACCCCAUCAUUUUAUUGUGUUUCGCACUUUGUAUUAGAAAGUGUUAAUGAGUAAACAUGGAUGCCUAUCAUCGCGACAUUAUCAUUUCCAAUAUUGACACACUCAUCGAAUGGACCGAUUAUGACAAAUUGAAGGAUGAUUGCAUAUCCAAGAACAUUUUAUCCAUCGACACGAUCCAUGAAAUUGAGAAAACCUCGCAUGACACAAAACUUCGGCACGAUCAACUCCUUCGACAGAUCACACAAGUCGAAACGAACGCACUCAACGUCCUAGUGGAGAUCUAUCAGUCGUCAAACUUCUGGGACGCCGCCGAUUUUCUAUCAUCGUUUGAGGAGCCUAAAACUGAUCAAAUAAUCCGAACAUUCCGAUCGCAAUGCAAUUUGACCGAACCAGUCAAACGUGUGGAGAAGGAUGGAAAUAUUUUGGGUAACGCAUCAAGUCGAAACAGCAUCGAGGACCUGCCAUUGCAACCAUUUUCUGGGAAUGUUAAUGCAACAUUCAAUGUGGUAAGGGCCGAGCGAUUUUGUUCCAGCAGAAUUCUUUCCUAUUCGAUGAAAUCGAAAAAUCGAGGUGUGCUCUUUCUGGUCAACAUUAUCAACAUUAGGGAUAAGCCGAAUCUGCAUCGAAAUGGUGCCAUAUUGGAUAAGGACCAGCUGAUUACGCUUUUCCAGCAGUUCGGGUUUCAAAUAUUUUAUUACGAGGAUCUGACACUGAAAGAGUUUCGGUGUCUCGUUGAGCAGCUGAUUGUUUCGAGGCACCUAAGAGUGACUGACUGUUUAGUAUUUUGUGUGCUGAGUCAUGGCUGCUUUAAGGAUGGUCAUCAAAUGAUUCAGUUUAGCGAUGGAGCGAAUGGUUCAAUUGAAGAUGUGAUCGUAAAAUUCAGCAAUAGGAGCUGUCCGCAUUUAAGACGAAAGCCGAAACUGUUCAUUUUCCCGAUGUGCAGGGGAAUCUCCAGCAAAAUAAAAGUCAAAACAUUCGACACACUAAACCACAACUUGCAAUGCGACAAUGUGCCAGCCUUCUCCGACAUGAAAAUAUGCUACGGGUCAGUGAAAGGAUUCGAAACGUUCCGCGACCGAAACGUUGGUUCCUGGUACAUUCGUGUGUUCUGCGAGAUUCUGGCAUCGUACGCACACUGUGAACAUUUUGACGAUAUGCAUAAAAUGAUCGGACAGCGAUUAGAGCAUUACUGCCAGUCGCGAUCGAACGGCAACGAAAAUUUCGUACAAACGAUCAGUUCGGAAGAUCUGGGAUUUACGCAGCAUCUCUUCUUCAAUCCCGGGUAUUUUGAAUAGGGUAACCGAUUGAGCGAUGACAUUGCAAACGGUUUUGUGUUCGAUUGGCUUUUUUGCCAAAUUUUGUCACAAAUUUUCACAAAAUGGAACUGAUCUCUGACUGGGAUUCAGUUCCAGUGUAAGGUGGACGUAUAACAAUUUGAUCGGGCAGGCAGGUCCGUUUACCUUCAUCAAUAAUUUAUUCCGUAGACUAAGUAGUUCUAAUAGUAUCUUUUCCCAUCGCUUCAUCCGCGGAAAAUUCGUUCGCUGUAGCAGAUGAACUCACUUCCGUCGGACAUUUCAGAACAACAUAAUUUAAUGUUUUGACCUGAGUGCCUUAUCUAUCAAUUGGACUAUGAGUCGACAUACAUAUCAGUUCCUCAGGAGACUGAGGUGUUCAAGUUAUGACAUUUUGUUUCCUAAGACGAAAUAGUUAUUUGUUCAACGAAGGAAGAAAAGGUGGAAAUUGCAUUUCGAGGGUGUUGUUUGUGACCAGAGCGUAGCGAGAGCC